Musca domestica (house fly) is the source of this 752-nucleotide messenger RNA. RefSeq lists its product as uncharacterized. The transcript is spliced from 3 exons. The coding region runs from base 77 to 643 and encodes 188 amino acids. NCBI's taxonomy places the organism in Eukaryota, Metazoa, Arthropoda, Insecta, Diptera, Muscidae. The record is from RefSeq and is a predicted model, not a curated record.
UCGAAGACUGCUUUAAUUAACGGUUAAAAUUCAGUUGUUUUAAAUCCGAACCGAGUUGCCAGAAAAAAAGUAAAAAAUGAUAGGAAACAAAACAAGCUUUUAUAUUCUGUUCACAAUAUUUCUCGUAUGGAAAAUCCAGCAUGGUGUCACAGAAUCCACUGAUGAUGAGCAACGCUGUCAGAUACCACUAAAUCUUGAAAACAUGAUUGUAAAACGCCAUAUGCAGGGCAAUGCAACAAUGAAACCCGGAGAUUUCGUUGAUGAAUUUGAAAUCGUUCAUUUAGAUUGUGUAAUCAACAAUGUGCGAAGAUAUUCAGGGAGUUCAUUAUGUAUUGAUGGAGAGUUCUCAGAACAGUUUCCAAAAUGCAGAACUGUUUGCGAUCAAAGCCUCCUAAAUGAUCUGUCAAUUAUAUAUGAAGUAUAUUCUUCGAGUGAUCAAUAUUUGGAAGCAUUUGUGUAUAGAUAUGGCAUACCCGUCAAUAGCAGAGUAGAAAUUUGGUGUGCAUCUGGUUUUCGCCGGAAUUCAAGAAACACCCAGAAUCGCGUUAGCAAUCGGCAAAUAUUACACUGUCUAGAGAAUGGUAAAUUUGAUCAGCUGAUCGAGCCGUGUAUACCCGGAGAGAGUAAUGAAAAAGAGGUCUAAUUGAUGACUUGCACAUAAUCACAUUCUGGAUCGAUUUACGCCAAUGGGAACAUAUAUUUUCUGUCCCUUUAUUUUUAUAAAUCACAUAAAUAUAUGUAUUUUUUUUUUA